CCACAACAUUCAGUACAUUCCUGUUUAUUCCAAUGAGCGAGAGCCGCGUCUGAAUGCAACACUGACAGGUAGCAGUUUCCAUGGCAACAUGCUUUCAGGCAACAUGGAGUUCCUACAGUGGGAUUGUCAUGAAGUUGCAAGAUGGAUCGAGUCUUUAGGAUUCCCGCAAUACCAAGCCUGUUUCACAGAGAACUUCAUUACCGGAAGAAAGCUAAUUUAUGUAAACUGCACCUACCUGCCAAGACUCGGGAUCACAGAUUUCAAAGACAUGCAGGUCAUCUCUGCCGGUGUUCGGGAGCUGCUGGGGAUCACAGAGGCCCCGUGGAGUCGCAGCAUCGCCGACCCUCCGAGGGACUCCAUGGGCCUUUUCCUGGAGCGGAAGAGCCGGACAGGUGAGCGGGCGGACGGACUCACCUUCCAGCAGUUCCUGGACGGCAGCCGUCGCUGACAGAGGAAGCCCAGCGUGAAUCAUGACAGUAAAGGAAGGAGGGGGAAAAAAAACAAAAAACGAGACAUGUCAGUGUCAUUUCAUACCGCCAACUGUCAGCUCAGGAUGACUCUGAUGAGCGACUCACAGGAGGUCGCAGGCAGGCCUUGGCAUUCACACUUCCCACCAGCAAAAUGCUCGUAUGUUGUAGUAGAAUCAUUUAUUCCAGUGGGUUUUUCUGCAGGCUGCCGGCGUGUGUUUAUUCUGAAAAUUACUUGAAAAGGGAA
Messenger RNA from Stegastes partitus (bicolor damselfish), 714 nucleotides. RefSeq names its product sterile alpha motif domain-containing protein 15. Lineage: Eukaryota; Metazoa; Chordata; Actinopteri; Pomacentridae. The record is from RefSeq and is a predicted model, not a curated record. Bases 89 to 448 code for a protein of 119 amino acids. Gene Ontology annotation, molecular function: protein binding. The transcript is spliced from 4 exons.